CGCCGCCGCCGCCGCCGCCGCCGCCGCCCGCCCUGGUCCCGCGGACAGCGCACAGCGCCGAGGGGGGAGCGCCGGGAGCAGCAGCGCCUAGAUAAUGCCCAGGGGUGAGCUGUCCUGAGCCGCUGAGUUCCAACUGCCUGUCUGUCCACGCACACCCCAGGUAGCCUGCCAGCACCGCCCACCAUGGAGUCCAGGGGGAAGGCAACCAGCAGCCCCAAGCCCGACACGAAGGCUCCGCAGGCGGCUGCUGAGGCCAGAGCCCCGCCAGCUGUGGAUGGGAAAGCCCCCUCAGCUAAGCCUGGGAAGAAGGAGGCCCAAGCAGAGAAGCAAGAGUCCCCAGCGGCCCCCACCCCAACUGCCAAGAAGACCGCGGCCAAAGCAGACCCUACCCUUCUCAAUAACCACAGCAACCUGAAGCCGGCCCCCGCAGCCCCCAGCAGCCCCGAGGCCGCCCCUGAGCCCAAGGGCCCUGGGGAUGGGGCUGAGGAGGAUGACGCCCCCAGCGGGGGUCCCGGGGGCCAAGGCCCUUGCCCCUUUGAGAACUUGACCCCCCUGCUGGUGGCUGGGGGUGUGGCCAUGGCAGCCUUAGCCCUAAUUCUUGGUGUGGCCUUCCUGGCCCGGAAAAAAUGAUGGCUGGUGCCCAGGUGGGGGCAUAGCCACUUCCUGUACAGAUCUCAGGAGCCUAGUGCAUGCUGAGCUCACAUACAGCUAUCCAUAGUCCGUACGUGCGCACCAUAUACACAUAUACCCCCAUACACGCAGAAGGACAGACACGGACAGGCCCCCCAGCCAUGGAAACCAAGCCCGUACACUGGCGCCCAGCACUUACCCCUCCCAGGCUCCAGCAUGGGGCAGUGGGAGGAGUGGACCUUGAGUGUGGCCCACCCGCCUACAAGCAGGUGGACGUGUGCCAGCCGGUCCCGAGAGGCCCCAGUGGUCCCAAGCACUUCCUGGCAGCAGAGUCUGGACGAGUCCCCAGGGCUGGGUAGGGGUCCGGGAUGGGCUCCCACAAGGGCCCAGCCCUUGUGGGGACAUUAAAAGGUAUGGCUGUUUCACUCUCCCCAUUUCUGCUCUUUGUUUGUAGCUGGGCAGGGUUGGGGGGCCCAUCUGGGUAGGGCCGGGCAGUGGGCUGACCCGAACCAAGCCUUCACGGUGGCAGCUGAGCUUCCGUGCCACCUUUGCCCACCAUCUGCACCCUGGCUGGGUGGACAGACAGCCCAAAGGCUGGUCUGGGACGGGGCUCCCACCAUUCACCCUCUAACUUUGCCCCCGGGGAGCCACUGAGGCUGGGGCCAUCUCACUUCCUGCCCUGACUCCUCCUCGUCCUGCAGCAACUGUCCUUGGGGCAUCUGAGAGCCUGGCAGGGAGGCCCGGGUUGGGGGGGACCUCGAGGAUCUGCCCAGUGGCUGUGCUUGCCCCGCCCCUGGAGACGGCCCCUCCCACCUCACCCAGCGUCCUUUGAUUCUAACAAGCGUAUAAAUGCAAUAACACAGAGUAGAGCUGCUUGGUGGGUAACCAUCACCCACGUCCACUGCCCCAUUGUGCUUGCAGGGAGCCUGUGGGUGCAGCCCCCCAUCGGCACAUCGGAUCCCAGCUUGGCCCAUGGCACAGUGGCAGUGGGCAGGCUCUGGAGGGUGGCCAUGGGCACUGACACGCCCUUGCCUGGAACCCUGGGCCUGAGCUGAGGCUGAGUCUGAAAUAAACUCUGUUGUCUAA
This is a messenger RNA of Leptonychotes weddellii (Weddell seal), 1716 nucleotides long. It is a transcript of the gene CEND1, whose product is annotated as cell cycle exit and neuronal differentiation 1. Gene Ontology annotation, biological process: cerebellum development; cerebellar Purkinje cell differentiation; radial glia guided migration of cerebellar granule cell. Lineage: Eukaryota; Metazoa; Chordata; Mammalia; Carnivora; Phocidae. The record is from RefSeq and is a predicted model, not a curated record.